CUGAGCGAUUGCAUGUGUGAGUCUUCCGGGGCGCCCGCGACACCCCCGCCCCACCACCCCUGCCCCACACCCUCCCUAGCCACUCAGCCCGUUUUGAAGCUGCGGAAGCACGCUCUGGUAGUCUCCUAGAGGCAGCUGGUCUGGCGCAUUGCCCCUCCGCGGACCACAACUCACACCAACAUGCCAGGCGCAGCAAGUGUGGCUGCCAGCAGAGCUGGGGUAUGCACCAGGGGGUGCCGCCCCGUACCAGCGCGGCAAGCGCUGGUGCUGCAGCGCGCGGCGGCGCCAUGCAGCACUGCCCGCCGCAGCCUGCAGCCGUGCCGCGCAGCAGCCAGCGAGGCAGAGGCGAGCCCGGCGCCAGAGGCGGCGCCAGCGGUGCAGGCCCCUGAGGACGCCCAGCCCGGCGAGCAGCCCCAGGCGCGCAAGCCCAAGCUGAUGACGGAUGCGUGGAGUGAGGUGUUGCAGAUGAGGAAGGACCACACCACCAUCGAGACGGUGGUGAAGAGCGCAAACAAGUCGGGCCUGCUGGUUCCGGUGGGCAAGCUCACUGGCUUCCUGCCCUACAAGCUCCUGGACCCGUCCCGCCUGCAGCAGCGCCGCCCCGACGGCAGCCGCAUCCCGCCGCCGCCCAACGGCCACCAGAGCCUGGUGGGCGCGCCGGUCAGGGUGAAGGUGACGCAGGUGAUUGUCCCCGAGAAGCGGCUGAUUGUGAGUGAGAAGGCGGUGCUGCUGGAUGAGCUGGCGGCCAUGGUGCAGCCGGGGGACAUCAUCGACGGCGUGGUGGGGUCCAACAUGGACUGGGGAGCCUUUGUGGAGUGCCACACGGUCAACGGCGAGCCGUGCCCGCGCGCCGAGGCGGUGCUGCCCAUGCGCGAGCUCUCCUACUCCUGGCUCAACUCCGCCAGCGAGGUGGUGCACCCGUCGCAGCCCGUCCAGGUGGUGGUGCUGUACCGCGAGACGGCGCCAGAGGCCAAGGUGGUGGUGAGCCUGAAGCGGCUGGAGGAGGACCCGCUCAAGGAGACGCUGGACAAUGUGCUGCCGCUGGGCAAGCAGGCUGGAAGCUACGAGCAGCUGUCUGUGCCUGCGGCGGUGCCCCAGGGCGUGGACGAGAUCCUGGAGGCUCUGGACCGAGAGGAGGGCAUCGCAUCCAUCACGCUGGGGCGCUGCGUGGAGGAGAAGCGCACCGUCAGCCAGGACCUGGAGCUGUGGAUCACCAAGGAGACAGUGGCUGACGGGUACAACCUGGCGGUACGGGCGGGACGGGUGGUGCAGGAGGUGAUAGUCAGCACGCAGAUGAGCCCAGAGGAGAUGCGGGCCACCGUGCAGCGCGUGCUGCGCUCCAUCAACUGA
Chlorella variabilis is the source of this 1350-nucleotide messenger RNA. RefSeq lists its product as hypothetical. The transcript has 8 exons. The coding region runs from base 181 to 1350 and encodes 389 amino acids. The record is from RefSeq and is a predicted model, not a curated record. Lineage: Eukaryota; Viridiplantae; Chlorophyta; Trebouxiophyceae; Chlorellales; Chlorellaceae. Gene Ontology annotation, molecular function: nucleic acid binding.